Gasterosteus aculeatus aculeatus (three-spined stickleback) is the source of this 1500-nucleotide messenger RNA. The record is from RefSeq and is a predicted model, not a curated record. Lineage: Eukaryota; Metazoa; Chordata; Actinopteri; Perciformes; Gasterosteidae.
CUCAGCGGCGCUAGCUAGCUAGCUAGCACGCAGGUGACUCGCCAUCGCAGGUGACGUUUGCUGUCGACGUCCACAGAAGGAAUAGUACUGUCUACCCUGCGGUGCACGUCAUGGUGAGGAGAUCCUCCAGAAAUGUUGGGAAGUACACGCUGACACACCAGUCCCACAAGAGGACCCGACGUCGGCCGCGUCCGACCCGGACCACGGUGACCCGGACCAUGGUGACCCGCAGCCAGCGGGCGGGUCUGCCGAGCGGCAGCUUCUUCCACCGGCUCCCGUCAGAGGUGUUCUACAUGAUCCUGGACAACCUGUCCGUGCUGGAGAGCAGUGUGUUCAGCAUGGUGUCCAAGGAAAUCAAUCAAUUCAUUUUGGACUACAUCUCAAGCCUGGCCUGGAAGAAUAAAACAAUCAUUCAAAGCUUUCAUCGCUCCACGUGCCUUCAACAGAAGUCCACUAUUGAACACUACAGAGACCUGGGUGUGUUGUUCAAGAGAUGCACCUUGUUGCUACCAACGAAGGACAGGUUAAAGUUUAUCUUUAGCCAGUUUUCACAGAUUCCCUGCUUCCUGUUGGAGCACUGUUUCACACCCGACUGCAUUGGCUUCUCCAGCUACGGAGUCUUCCUCCAGACACUGAUCGCAGGUUGGGACGAGCUGGAGUGCCACAGAGUGUUCAACUUCCUUAGUGACCUCACAAACCUGCUGCAAAAAACCGAGGCAGUUGUCACUGGAAAACCUGGUGUCAGGUGGUACCAAAAGCUGCAGCUCCGUCUAUUCUGCCGCCAUGUUCUGUUGGACCCAUGGCUGAACCAGCCAGAUUGUCAUUUCUGGCUGAUGCAGCUGCUGAAGCCUUGGCCCAUGGUCAGCCAGGCCAACUUGCUGUUCGUCCUCUAUGGACCUCUGAUGCCUGAGGGUAACCGUGAAACCUUCGGCUGGCAGGAUCUGGUGGAGAGGGGGCUGCCUCACAGCUCUCUGUGGGACAUGGCCAGGGCCGUCCUCCUGCUGUUCGGCAAACUAGAAGUCAAAGGCAAUAGCGCCAAUUCCCUGCUGGCAAUCUUAGAGGAGCUCAUCGUCAUUCCUCGGCCGUGGCAUGUGGAGAACGUGGCUCGUCUGCUGGUGCUGUGCGGCAGCAGUCUCUGCUACACCGUCCUAGCCAGCAAGGCCGUCAACGGGCGACUUCUCGAAGUCUCCAGACUGAUCGUGUACAUCAUACUGGUGUGUGAGAAGGACGGCUAUCACAUGACGUGGGCGGUGAAAAUGGUGCAGCAGAUCUGUAAGGUCUUCAGCACGGCUCCGGAAAGGUUCUGCUUCAUCCAGCAACUGGAGAGCAUGUUUUCAGAGGUCACCAGGGAGGUCUUUGAGUUGUCAGUGACAGGGAACCCUCUUGAGGACGGGGAGACUUUCCAGACAUUGUGCUUCCUCCUGGACUCCAGCGCUCGCUUCCACACUAAAUUCCUCCACAUGUUCCUCAAAUAGGACAGAGGGACACAGAGAGGAAGAG